Molecule: messenger RNA, 2613 nt
Organism: Oppiella nova
Lineage: Eukaryota; Metazoa; Arthropoda; Arachnida; Sarcoptiformes; Oppiidae
Source: the annotation of a GenBank genome assembly
AUGGACACCCAAUUUGUCCGCCAUAUUAACCAAACGGUCGGUGCCAUCGACUAUAGCUAUACCGGCAACUACGUUGUUAUCACUAAAGGCCUGUCCAAAGGACUCAUAUUUAGCGCGCCGUUAGUGGAGGGUCGACCACAACCUAACAAUAUAGUCACUGAAGGGGAUAAUAGGCUAACCAUUGACCACAAGUCUCUGGCACUCGAUUGGAUCCAUAAUAUACUCGGGAUAUACGCUCUGAAUAUGACUACAACCGAUAAACAAAUGUACCCUGUUGUCACACAUGAAUCAUGCGUUAUUGGCGAUAUUAGGGUAGACCCCAUCAACUCAACUUUAUUUUGGAUUAACUAUGUGUAUGAAGGCUACAGUUCCCAAUAUGGUGAUAGAGACAAAAGUACAAUAAUGAGAUCGUCCCAAAAUGGACAGGCUGCUAUAACACUGGUUGCGCCGCAGUAUAUUAGGCGAUACACAUUAAAUGUAGAUGUUCAGGGUAAACGAGUAUAUUGGGUCAGCAGGGAAAAUAGCUAUACAUCUAUUAACACAAUUCUGUCAAUCGGGUACGACAGCAGCAACCUACAAUUUCACUACCAGUCCGACACAUUUUUCAGUCAUAUAGCGGCUACGGAUAUAUUUGGAAACUACAUGUUUUGGAUAAACAAUAAAGAACAUACCAUAUAUGGCAGGAAUAUGAGCCUGGCGACUACAAACCCGACAGUUGGAGAGUUAUAUCAAACGGGUAGAGACAUUACGGCAAUGAAAAUCGUGCACAAGUUGCGUCAACCUACCGGUGCUAACAAGUGUAUGAAUCACAACUGCACUCAUAUAUGUCUGCCGUCCGGGUUGGCUAAUGUAAACUAUACGUGUGGGUGCCUACCGUUCCAUAGGUGGAAUGGGAAUGAUAAAGCCUGUGUGGGCAACAUUGGCAACACCGAUAGUACCGGUAGCACCGGUAGUAUUGAUAGCAAUGGUGAUGAUAAGGAUAGAUAUGAUACGACAACUUUUGAAUCUAUUCCCGACCGUAUUAUCAGAAACAAUUUGUCGGAUAAAGUCGAUUUGACCUCAUAUUAUGAAGCUACCAUCCUUGGUCUCCUAGGAUAUCCUAGGAAUAUUCCACUUGUCUAUUGUCGUAAGCCAUGUGCACAACGAGACUUAGGAAAGGGACGCCUCGUGUGUGUCUGUAAUACGACAUAUUGUGAUGAUUUGGAUGCAUUGAAACGGACCCCAAAAGGGGUGAUCACUGUCUUCGAGACCAAUGAGAGCGGCGAUCGACUCAAACAAACGGAACUCAAGUUCGCUAACAAACCGACGAUUAAUGCAAAUAUUAGUCAAACGCUUACUAUCGAUACGAAACAGAGGGCACAGAAAAUCAUAGGUAUCGGUGCGGCCAUCACCGACAGCACCGGUAUUAACAUCAAGUCGUUGCCUCAGAACCUUCAGGAUCAGUUAAUUAAGGACUACUUCGCCGAUACGGGACUGGAGUAUAAUUUGGUGCGAAUACCCAUCGGAGGGACUGACCUCUCGACCCAUCCGUACAGUUAUGAUGACAACAAUAAAGACGACUUCGAGUUAAAACAUUUCAAUCUCACGGCCGAAGACCACGACUAUAAGAUACCAUACAUGAAAUCUGCGUCCAAAAUAAACCCGCACAUCAAAUACUUUGGCAGCCCGUGGGCACCACCUGCGUGGAUGAAAAAUAAUAGCGACCUCAUUCAUGGUGGAUAUCUCAUUGGACAGCCAGGUGGACAAUAUUAUAAAACAUUUGCCAAAUACUUUGUCAAAUUUCUAGACGCUUAUAAAUCAAAUGACCUACACUUCUGGGGCAUAACUAUAGAGAAUGAGCCGAAAGCGGGCGAUGCAAAGACCUAUGACUUUAAUUGUUUGGGUUUUACACCCGAACUCCAGCGGGAAUUCAUCAUCAAAGACUUGGGCCCCACGCUUGAGGCGGCGGGUUAUGGACCCAAACAGUUGGAUGUUAUGAUAUUUGAUGACCAAAGGGACCAAAUAGUCAGAUGGGCUAAUGUUAUACUGAAGGACAAGGAGGCGGCCAAAUACGUGGCCGGCACUGCUGUCCACUGGUAUAACAAUAAUGACACAAAUGUGGGAGAAUUGGACAAAACCCGUGACAUCGACCCCACGAAGUAUAUUAUUAACACAGAGUCUAGUAAUGCCCACCGAGGUGUUGGAUCAUGGGAAAAUGCUGAGAGGUAUGCCAAGGAUAUCAUUGUGGAUCUUAACCACUAUGUGGUAGGGUAUGUUGGCUGGAACAUGGUGUUGAACAUGGCAGGUGGACCAAGGUAUUGCGGGGACAGUCAGAACGCCCCCAUAUCGGUGGACGCCACCAAACAUGAGUACUACAAACAGCCCUCGUUUUACACUCUGGGUCAUUUCAGCAAAUUUUUAGUCCCGGAGUCCGUCAAGAUUGGCAUCACUGAAGACAACCCCCAGUCCGAUGUGUACAGCACUGCCUUUCAGAGGCCCGACGGCGGGGUUGUUGUCAUUGUCUUCAACAGAAGGAACGACACGUUGGCGCUGACUAUCAAAGAGGGCAGCAAUCGGGUCACUCAUACCGUCAAACCCCAUGAGAUUCAGACGUAUAUCUAUUAUGAUAUUUAA